AUGUUAAGAGGAGGAGGAGCAUGUGCCAAUACACGUCCGCAAUAGUCAAUGCAAAUGAGUACUCUACUCAUUUCCAACCAGUUUGAGAGCAUACUCUCAAGUAAUAUAUAGUUCAUCUCAAAAAAUGCAGAGGAUACAUAAAACAAUUAUAAAGAAUUGCAUUCCAGUCUCUAAGCAUUAUUAUCACUUGAUUAUGAAUUAAACAAUCUAAUAAAGUCCUAAAAUUAGCUUAAUAAACAAAUUGUUAAUCUAGAGAAAAGUCUUUAGACUAUUUUGGAAUCGUGCCUUUAACUCAAAAAUCCCUAACUUCGAUAUUAUGCCGUGAAAUUUGCCGAAAAACUUUCUAGAACUAUAUUUUGGCAUUACUGUUCAGCAAAAUCAAUCAAAGAUGGUAUGCAACAAAACUAUAUCAAUACUUUUAAUAAAAUUGAAGCACUCAAUAACAGCGAAGAAGGAUUUUACAAAAAUUUAACUGAAUAUGAAAUCACUAUAUCCAAAAUGAUUUUUACUAUACUGCCUAACGAUUUUCAAGAGGGACUGGAAGUCAUCGCUCUAUUUGCUAGCAUCAACCAAGUUCUUAUGAAUGCUCUGCCAAAGACAAUGAGAGAAACAAUCAAAGGGGGUAUUGUAUAAUCAAUCAGAGACGCAACCAAAGUUUAAUAUCGUAAGAUCUACAGAUAAAUCUUUAAUAUUGACAUCAUGAAGUGGUGGGUCCUCACUGAGCUCAAAUAAACUACGCGUACAAUCAAAGAGAUGAUUGGAGAAUUGCAAGAAUUUCACAAGGAACUGUCUAAAUCGGAUUACUAUGUUUAACAAGCUUGGAUCAUAGCCAUCAGUGAAAUUGUAUCUUAUACCCCCAGUCUUUCUGAAGAUUAAUUGUCAAUAGAGCAAUCAGACAUACAAGUCCUCCUUGAUAUAUUUUGUUUAAAUAAAAUCAAGGAGGAAUACAGAAUUAGCAUAAAUUAAGCGAAACUUAAAUGCACCUAAUGUCAGGGACUCUUUGAGAAACUGCCUACCUUGACUGUGUUGCAGCAAAUUCAAGAAUAGAUCAUUUCAAGAGAACGCUUCUUUAAUAUUCUUUAUGAUAACAAAGAGGAAAUUAAGGAGUAAUAGAAAUAGGAGACAACUGUUAAGACUAUCUUUGAAUAUUUAUUCACCUUGUUUAUUGAUUGCGAUAUUGAAAUCAAUAUUGAUCUAAUACGAAAAGUAAAUUAAUAAUACAUUGAAAUCAAUGAAAACAUUUAAUUAAUUAAACAAAUAAGUUUAAAUAAAUGGAUCAGAAUGUUGGAAUCUAAAUAAUACUCAGAUCCAGUUGUUUUUGGUGAAUUUGAAUAAAAAUAAAAAUAAAUUAAGCAUUUAAUUAACAAAGUGAAAGGGAUCUAAAGAUUUCUUAUUUCAUUGGAUUUCAUAUUUUCUCAAUGGAAUCUUUUAGAAUAAAUUGCAGAAUCUGAUUAAAAGUAAGAAACUCAAUUGGCAGUAUUCCAAGAAAACAAACAAAAUCAAUUGAAUUGCCAAUAAAUAAGUUAAAUGAAUUUGGAGAAUUUGAAAGAAUUACUCUUAUUAAAUAUUAAUUUUGAUGUGUAUUUUGCAGUACUCACUGAAUUUAUUGAAAGACAAUAUACAGCUGUAUAUCAAGUAGUCUAAAGUACUUAGUCAACUGAUCCAGUAUUAUAAUUAUAUAAGCAAUACAAAGAUGUUUAAGACAUCGUUUAAUAAAGUUUUCGUAAAGUAAAUGAAAAAAUUUUAUAAUUUAAAGAAAUAUUUUAACAUAUUUCUGAGAAGUUGAAACAAAUAGAAUACAAUUGCAUUUUGAAAUUUUAUCAUGUCUCAUUGAAAUUGUAACAUCUGGAUCUACCCAAUCAGUAAUUCGAAUUCAGAAACCAAGAUCAUUAAACACUGUUCUUUAUACAAAAUUAUGAAAAACAGAUUUUGAAAACCCAAUUGAUUGAACUGCACAAAGAAUUUAAAGAAUUUGUAGCGAGCAGUCAAUUUUAAGAUUAUGAUUAAGCCAAGAUCUAUCUAUAAACUAUCUAAUAAAUAUGCAAGUUUAUGGAAAGUUUAUUACAUUAGAAUAAAAAACUAUUCUAGCAUUUACAUAAUUUUAAAUAGUCCUUAUAAAUCGAGUCUGCUCAUGGAAAGUUUAACGAUUUACUCAAUUUAUGGACUACGAUCUUGCAAACAACAAAUGAACUUGAUUCAUAAUAAUUUGAUCAAGCAGUCUUCCUUGUUAAAUUUGAUUAAUUGUAACAAAAAUAGGACUAAAUCAUAAAACUCAAUCAAUAAAUAAGAUGGCCUUUCAAUUAGUAUUUGUCAUAAUACUUUAAAAUGCUUACUCAAUUAGAUACUAUUUUCUAAGAAUUGAAAACAUUUAAGACAUAUGAUUCCACUGCUGAUCCCAAUACACAAAAUAGGUAUGAUAGCUUGAGAUUGAAUCUUAAAUAGAUAUGCCAAAGCCAAAUUCAAAGAAUUAAAUCAACUCUUGAAUAGUACAAUCAAGGAGUUGAUCAAUUACAAAAUAAACUAGAUAAUCAAAAUCAUUUAUCGAUUGAGGAACUCUUAUCCUAAUUAGUCAAUAUGCAAGAGGCUUUAGAUGAAACUUUGAAUUUGAUUUAAACAAGGCUGACACAACCCUAAUCCUAAUAAAAUGUUGGAUCUUUAAAUCUAAUCCAAAAUCAAAGAUUAACAGAUUUCGAAAAUCUAUAUAAUUAUAAAAUAAAUGCGGAUUUUAUCUAAGUGGCAUCAUACAUAAAAUUUAAUUAUAAUUUCAUAGAAUAGAAUGCAAUAAUGGAAUCACUAAGAAUAGAUUUAAAUGAUGAUAUCAAUCACCAUGUUGUUUAAUCAGGCAUUAUUUCUGCACCCAUUAGAAUUGUGAUGAUUACAAAUUUAAUAAAUAUUUGGAAUUGUUGUAUAGGACAGGAGGAAUUCGAUAUAAUAAGUAAAUUGAUUUUGCAGAUGCGGUUAAAUGAAUCUAAUCAAAUGAUUAAGAAAGAAAUUAAGACCACUUACAAAAAAGAGUUUGGAUAUAUUAUUGAUAAUAUAUUUCAAACUCUAUUGCCAAAUGUUGAGGAGGACUUACGAUUGAAAAUUAAAGAAAGGAAUUAAUUAUCAUUCUAAAUUAAGUAUGAGCCAUCCUUUGAAAAAUCAUAGAAUUUGAAUGAAAAACUCAACAAUCAUACCAAUCAAAUUUCCACUAUAUUUACCAACUUAUAGGAAUUAGAAUCAGAAUAUAAUUAUCGCAUUCCCUUUUAUGAGCAAUUAAUGAAUGAAUUCAAAAAAGCAGAUUAAAGUACUUCAACCUUAGAUGUCUCAGAGAUCAAGUUCUACUAAGGAAAGUAAUUAACAGAGCUAUUUCUAUUGCGGAUGGACUACGUAUCUAGAAUGAUCAAGGUUUAAUAAGUGAAGAAUGCUUAUGUUGAAUUAGAAUGUUAGAAGAAAAAUGAGAUUAAGAAAUUGUUGUCUAAAAAGGAUAAUAAAAAUGGUAUUAUUGAUAAAUUCUUAGAGGAUUAACAAGCAUAUUAGUUAUUGGUAUUAUAAGGGGAGGCUGGAUCUGGUAAGAGUUUAGCCAUUAGAAUGAUUGAGGAAUCUGUUUGGAAACGAAAUGAUGCCAUUAAAAUUAUACCGAUCAUCAUCAAAUUGUCUGAAUUGAAGGAUCCAAUUCAUAAUGCAGUCACAGAGACUCUCAGAUCUUUGAAUUAUAAAUUUGAUAUGGCUCAAAUAGAACAAUUAUAAAAAGAUGUCAAUUCUAAUAAAAUGCAAAUGUUAUUCAUUUUUGAAGAAUAUGAUAAACUCAGUUAAGAUCAAAUAGGAAUCAAUCUAUUUAAAUCCAAUAAUCUCAAUCAAUGGAAAACACCCUAAUUGUAGAAAUCUCCUAAAUAUAUUAUUGCAACUAGAAGUGAAUUAUUCAAAUAUGCUAAUCAUCUAAGAUGGAUAGAUAGUAAUGAAGUUGAUUACAACUAUUAAAAUUAUUGGAAUCUUAAAAUUAUGCCAUUUAAUUUAGAUUAAAAAAAUUAAUUUCUAAUUAAAUUUUAGGAGUUAAUUAUUAGAAACACUGUUAUAGAUUUUUAUUAGAUAAUGUGUGAAUUUGAACAUCAAGAUCUGUUGAUUCAGAACUUUAUCUCCUUAUGGAAAAAAAUUGAUAUCAAUUUUAAUGAAUUAAGCAUGGAAACUUCUUUGAUAUCACAGCCAACAAUAACCAAAAUUAUUAAUGCUUUGAAACAAGAACCAAAAAUCAAAAAUGGCAAUGAAGUUGCAUUCCAAUAAUUAUAAAAGGCUUUAGAAUAAUUAAAAUCUUGUUAUUAUUAUCAAAGGAUGUUGGAAUAAUUAAACUUUUAACAACCUAUUGACAAUCCCUAAAUUUUGAAUGUUUUCUAUACAGCACUACCUAAACUAUUGUAGAAUAUGUCAAAUAUAUAGAGAAUAAAGAAGGAGUAUUAUGACAUUUAUUUUAAUGAAACCUAUGCUAUUAAUUGUGAUUUAGCACUAUGUAAUUCUCAGAUCGAAAAAGAUUGGAAUCAAUUGGUUAAUAGUUAAUUCUUUAGAUUUUAUAAGGCUGAUGAACCAAUCACUAAGAUUUAAAUACUGUUAGCAUAAAACUUCGGUGAGGACUAACAAUUCUAGAAUAAAGUCUUAAGAAUCUUUGAGAAAAUGAGCGUUUCUCAUUAUGACUUAUAUGAACAAUAUCUAACGAAUUUCUUUGAUACUGCAUUAAUUCACAUUUAAAUAAGUCAAAAGAGCAUCGAUUUGGAAGCAUUUUAACAAGAAUAAUGGAAUUUCAGCUUGAAUUUGGCAUAAAAAUUAUCAUAACAUGAGAUUUUCACUAUUCAUUUUAAUAGCAAGGGUUCUUUAAUCAAAGUAGGAGGGUCUGUAACUGAAUGGGAAGAAUACUUCAAUGAUGAUGAAUAUGUUUCAUAAAAUACCAAAUUUUCAAAAAAACUACUGAGGAGUUCCAUACCAUUAAGAGAAUAAUUUUCGAUUUAUGCAUUUGAGAAUAAAAUCAUCUAAGAAUUCUUGGUAGCCAAAGCCGUAAUCACUUAACUAGAAGCAUUGGAACACUAAUCGAUUGAUGAAGUGAUGGCGAAUAGUAUUUUAAUGUAUAAGACUAUUUCUAAUCAAUUUUUUUAAGGAACAGUCAACUUUUUAGUUUAAAAAUGCAGAAGCAGGUUUAGUCUUAAAUAGUAACUAAUCUCACUCAUUAGAUCUUCAGCUUAAGGCUAAUAAUAUAGCAUAUUAGCAUCUAACGCCCUUUAUUUAUUAUAAUGUAUUGACGGAGUGAUUAAAGGUCUAGAUUUAUAGGGUAUUAGGUUAAAAGAUAUUCCUAUUGAUAAUUGUCAUUUUUAUAAUUGUAAUCUUUAAGGAUCAGAGUGGACAAACAUAUCUGUUAAUUCUCUAACUUUAAUGAAGAAUAACAUGAAAAACAUGAAAUGCCAAAAUUUUAAAUUAAACACUUAUUCAAUUAAAAAUACGGCAUCUAAUCCUAAGUUCAUUAGACAAUUUAAAUCUGGAAAGUCAUUUCUGAUUAACGAAAACAGCAUUUAGAAUUUAAAGGGUGGAACUAUUAUACAAGGCAAAUUUGAUGGUUGUUCAAUUGAUGAAAUUAAAAAUAGAUUUUAUGUUAAAACAAGUUAAUCAGUUUAUGUUUUGCAUGAAUAGAAUGAACAGAUAAUAGCAGAAGAAUUAAAAAUUCCUAAUGUUCAUUCCAUUUCAGAAUUUGAUUAAUUCAUUAUGCUAUUUUAAUUGAAGAGUGAUGUCGAUGCAGCAAUAUUUGAGUUGAAUGGAAAUACAAAUGAAAUUAAAUACUAAAUCCCUAUUGAUCUAAGCGUUGCUACACAUUACAAUAUCAAAAAAUACUUUUAAAUGUAUGGUAAUUAGAUUCUAUUUUAAACAAAUGCUAAUUAAGUUUCUAGUAUGCAUUAUUAAAUAGAAAAUGAUAAACUGUAAUUUGACAAUUUGACUAAUCAUGUAACUAUUAAUAAUGAUCAUCAAAUUGUUGCUAUAAACUAUUAUAAUAGUUUGGAUAUCACAGUAAUAUCAUUUAGGGAUAUAGAGACAAAUUAGAUCUAUGAUAUUAUUUAUGGAUCAAUAAAUCAAUUGAUAGGUAGAUUUAUAUUCCUUGAAAACUAAAAAAGUGAGUUCUUUUAUCUGAAAAAUAACAAAUUGUAAUUAAUAAACUAGGGAACAUUUAAAAUGAUAAAUGAAUGUGAAAUAAUCAAUGUAAAAUUAUAACUAUUACACAAUUACUGUAAUAAAGUAGACGACACUGUAUUAAUUUCCUUUAUUGAUUCAAUUGUAAUUUUGAGUCUUCGUCCAUUUGAAGUCAUUAAAUUUAUAUAAGUUGAUGCAAUCGAUUUAUUAGUAAAUUUAUAAAUUAACCAAUUGCAAAUAUUGACCCAUAAUGAAAUUAUAAAUUAUGAUAUUAAAUAUUUGGAAGACAGACAAAAUUAAAUUAAGAAUGUUAGUUAUUAGUUUGAUGAAAUUGUAUUUUCAUAGACUUCUCCCAAUUUCUUGGGUAGGAUUAGAUAUACUAAUGAGAUUGUCUUGGCAACAUUUCAAAAUAGGGAAUUUGAAUUCAAAAUUCUAACAAAAUCUUAGAAUCCUCGAUUUUAUUUAAGCAAUGAUUUGAACUCAGCUAUAGUAUGUGAGGAAGAUUGCACAGUUUAUUUUGAUUUAAAAACUAACAAGUAAAUAAGAAUGGUAAAUUUAUAAUAUGAGAAAAUUUUGUGGAUUAAAGACAAUUCAAAUUUAUUUUACAUUCAAUCUGGAUUUGUUGAGGAGUAUAGAAAUUCUGUUAUUACUAUCAAAAAUAAAAUUGUUAGUAAAUAAUCAUACAGAUCCAUCAAAAAGGUUUAGAGUACUGAAAAUAAGUUGUACAUUACAACAACUACAAAUGAUACCAUAGUGAUUAACGAACAAUUUGUGUAGGAUUUCAUUACGUCAAAACAAAUGAUUAAGAAGUAUAGAGAAUACUAUAUAACUGAAAGUGAUUUAAGAUAUGAGAGUAAGGUUAGGAACACAAUCACAAUAAAUUAUUAGACUAAUAACAAAAUAAGGGAUUUUUGGAUGUUUUCUAAAACUAUAUUGAUCAAAGAAUAGAUUGACAAUAGUGAGAUGGGAUUUUUAGUAUUGUUGGAUAAGUAAAAUUAUCAAGUAAUAAGUGAAAUAUUGGUCUAGAUAGAUUUUAUAGCUUAUACAGAAGAUGCAAUCUAAAUUAUUUCUAAUAGAUUAAUUUGGUUAACAUAUUCAGCCUUUGAUUUAUAAUUAUUGCAAACCAACGUUUUAAAUGUAAAUACAAUGUUUGUUGUAUCAAAUCAUGUGGAUUAAUUCAUGAUAAUCUCCUAGUAUUCUGAAAUCACCAUUUGGAAUACAAUCACUUAUUUAGCAGAUUACUAUUAAAAAAAUGUGGAAUUGAUUUAAUAUGUUAAAAUGAUACCAGGAAAUAAGAAUGAAUAUUAUAUAGCUGAUAGAGAUGUCUUAAAAUUAUAUAUCUAAAAUGAAGUUCGCUUUUCCAUCUAAUUGAGUAAGAAGAGAAUAGAUUUAAUCACAAAUAAAUACGGAGUGCAUCAUUAUAUUUAUCAAGUAGAAGAUGACAAGGUGACAUUAAACUGUAUGAGUGAAGACAACAAACUUAUAUACUGGAAAAAAAUAGUUUUUGAAUUAGAUUCAAUUAGAGAAUAAAUUGAUUGCUAUGACAAUAAAGAAAACAGACUAGUAUUUUUUGGAGGGUCUAAAAUAUAAUAAGUCUAAUUGGAUGCCUUCGAUGAUAUUAAAGUUCUGGAUAUCCCAGCUUCCUUUAAGGGAGUUCAAAUAAAAUACAACAAAGAUUGUUCAACUAUAUAUUUUAGAUCUAAUGAAAAGAUUUUGGUUAUUGAAGCUAUGACCAUGAAUCUAAUUACUUAGGUUAUUCUUAUGGAAAUCUUGCCUCAACCAUUUGACUUUAAUUGUUAAUUGGAAAUGUAUUGCCAAAAUCUGAAUAAUAUUAUAAUCUAAUAAGAGAAGAAUGGCUAUCAUUAUGUUUACAACUAUAAUUAAUAAGCUGCUUUUGGUCAAUUGGAUUUAGUGACUAUAGGUAAUUACCAUCACUUCAUUGGCACGAAUUCAAAUGGAUUACUCAUAGUUGAUGGUCAAACUGGGAUCAUUGAAUUAUUUAUGCCUAAAAUUGUUAACCCUAAAAAUAACUUUGUGUCCUACAUUAGAUAACAACAAUUCAAUAAAUCAAACAUAGUUCAAUGCCAAAUUUGUGACAAUUUAUUGGAAAAUUGCCAGAUCAUUUCAAAUAAUGGGGAUAAUAUAAGUGAGCUUUGGAAGAAGGGAGAAUAGGUUGAUUUAUUGAUAUCGUUUUGAG
Messenger RNA from Paramecium octaurelia, 8338 nucleotides. The record is from the annotation of a GenBank genome assembly. Lineage: Eukaryota; Ciliophora; Oligohymenophorea; Peniculida; Parameciidae.